AUGAUUGAGUUGGUUAAAAAUGAGGGUGCAAUUGGUUCUUCAGGUUUUGAGAUAAAAAAGGUUUCUUCUCUUGGCCUGAACGCUGAAGAGCCUCCUCUGUUAAAGUCAAGUCCAUCUAUUCCAAUAAGUCUUGGGCUUAAGAGACGUGUCUCUUUUGGCCCAAAUCCUGCACAAUCUCCUGACGAGCCUCCAUCAAAUUUUGGGCUUAAACGGCUUGUUCCAACCGGCCCAAAUCCUGCACAAUCUCCUGACGAGCCUCCAUCAAAUUUUGGGCUUAAACGACUUGUUCCAACCGGCCCAAAUCCUGCACAAUCUCCUGACGAGCCCCCAUCAAAUUUUGGGCUUAAACGACUUGUUCCAACCGGCCCAAAUCCUGCACAAUCUCCUGACGAGCCCCCAUCAAGUUUUGGGCUUAAACGGCUUGUUCCAACCGGCCCAAAUCCUGCACAAUCUCCUGACGAGCCUCCAUCAAAUUUCCCAUCAAAUUUUGGGCUUAAACGACUUGUUCCAACCGGCCCAAAUCCUGCACAAUCUCCUGACGAGCCUCCAUCAAAUUUUGGGCUUAAACGGCUUGUUCCAACCGGCCCAAAUCCUGCACAAUCUCCUGACGAGCCUCCAUCAAAUUUUGGGCUUAAACGACUUGUUCCAACAGGCCCAAAUCCUGCACAAUCUCCUGACGAGCCUCCAUCAAGUUUUGGGCUUAAACGGCUUGUUCCAACCGGCCCAAAUCCUGCACAAUCUCCUGACGAGCCUCCAUCAAGUUUUGGGCUUAAAAGGCAUGUUCCAACCGGCCCAAAUCCUGCACAAUCUCCUGAUGAGCCUCCAACAAGUUUUGGGCUUAACCGGCUUGUUCCGACAGGCCCAAAUCCUGCACAAUCUCCUGACGAGCCUCCUAUAACAUUCAACUAA
Molecule: messenger RNA, 909 nt
Organism: Telopea speciosissima
Lineage: Eukaryota; Viridiplantae; Streptophyta; Magnoliopsida; Proteales; Proteaceae
Product: proline-rich proteoglycan 2-like
Exons: 2
Coding region: 1-909 (302 amino acids)
Source: RefSeq, a predicted model, not a curated record